Molecule: messenger RNA, 2597 nt
Organism: Ostrea edulis (European flat oyster)
Lineage: Eukaryota; Metazoa; Mollusca; Bivalvia; Ostreida; Ostreidae
Product: BUB3-interacting and GLEBS motif-containing protein ZNF207-like
Exons: 9
Coding region: 1221-2189 (322 amino acids)
Cellular component (GO): nucleus
Molecular function (GO): DNA binding
Source: RefSeq, a predicted model, not a curated record
GGCCGGCCGCCAUAUUGACGAAAAGACAUCGGAAGAAAGCACAGUAGCAGUAGUAAAAUGGGAAGGAAAAAGAAGAAGCAGUUAAAGCCUUGGUGCUGGUAUCCUUUACUUAAAUGGGGAUGUGAUGACACGAGUGCACUGCUCAUCACGUAGACGAUUAUCAAAAAAGUCAUGGGACUCGUGAUCAUGCUGCUUAUAAACCAUGGGUCCAGGAUUCGCUUUGAAAAAUCACUAGUGACACCCCUGAUGUGGUGUGAAAUUGGAAGACUUUGGAUCUAGAUAGGUCUGCGGUAAACAGGUUAUAGAUUAGAGGUGCGAUGGUCAAGAGACCUAAACAUUGCACCAUAUGACUUACGUAAUUUAGUGUCUUGUCCAAACGAUGCCUGUAGACCCACUAGGCUCAGUAAUGAUGGAGAAAAUAAUUGAUUUAAAAAAAGGAUGAAAAAAGAGCACUGCUUCAUUAUUUUUAUUUUAGCUUGUAGGUUUUCAUUUUAGUCUGUAUUUUUUACCCACAGGCUAAAAUUAGCCUGUGGUAGAAAAAGUUAAUUUCGACCCCUGAGUUAUGACAUUGUUUUUAUGCUUUCACUUUAGUAUUAAACUUUUCUUUUGAUAGUAUUUUGUAUUUCCAACAUUUACAUAUUUAAAGAGAAGCCGCUUUUAAUACAUUUGUCAUCUUCCUCACUGACUCUAGGUCCACUCCGUCCCACUUAGGCAUUCAAAGUUCCACUAAAUGCACCUCCUACACAGAAGAGCUCUUACUUUGAAACUGGCAUAUUGGGACUAUAGACUAACAUGUAGCAUUUCACAACUGUAGUUGUUUAGUCAUGUAUAUAAAGAAUACAUGCUUUCUUUUCAAUCCUGAGUGUUAGUCUUAUGUUGCUUGAGCUCUGUUCUAAUUCAUCCCUAUGUUCUGAAGUCUUGCAUGCCUUCAGAUUCCAUGUUUCGUGGAGUUUUUUUGGUCGUGCCCCAUUUCUUACCCCUAACAGGUUAAAAAUAGGACUUCCCUUGUAUAUAAAGAGCGAGUCUAAUCCAUUCCUUUUAUUUUCUGUAGAAUAAUUAUAAAAAAUGCUUGUGAUUUUAUUCCUUAACAAACAAAUAGGUAUUGUAAUAGAGAAUUUGAUGAUGAAAAAAUUCUCAUCCAGCAUCAGAAGGCCAAGCAUUUCAAAUGUCAUAUUUGUCACAAAAAGCUUUACACAGGACCUGGUCUGUCUAUUCACUGCAUGCAGGUUCAUAAAGAAAAAAUAGAUAAAGUGCCAAAUUCACUGCCAGGAAGAAAUAAUUGUGAAAUAGAAAUUUAUGGAAUGGAGGGAAUUCCAGAGGAGGAUGUAAAAGCACACGAGAAACAGAAGCAGGGAAGUGAUGAGCCCCCCACUAAGAAAUUGAAGGAGGAUACAGACAGUAAUGAUGGAAUGGCUGGUCCCUCUGGCAGCCAGAACAGUCCGAUGCCCCCACCGUAUGGCAUGAACAGAAUGCCAAUGCCUCCUGGUAAUAUGCCUUAUGGCAUGCCACCAAUGCCCCCUAUGGGACCUCCUGGUCCUAUGGGGCCAGGUCCAAUGAUGGGACCUAUGGGUCCCAUGGGGCCAAUGGGUCCUAUGCCACCAAUGGGGCCAAUGGGACCGAUGGGAAUGCCUCCGAUGCCUGGGAUGCCCCCUCGACCUAACUUCAUGCAGAAUGGUCCUCCAGUCUCCAUGCCAGGAUCGAACCCCAUGAGUACACAAAGUGGACCCUCAAAACCCCUUUUCCCAUCAGCGCAGUCAUCAUCAGCGACGAUAUCAGCCCCGCCCACAGCAAACUUUAAAGCUGCCCACACAUCAGCACCGGUCAAACCAACAUUCCCCGCUGCAGCCUCAGCGAUGUCUAACUCUCCCAUCAACAGUAGUGCCACCAUCACAGGAGCACCGCAGAUAAAGAAACCCGAAUCUAGUUCAGGUUUGACAUCCAAACUCAUUCAUCCCGAGGAAGACAUUUCUUUGGAGGAGAAGAGAGCAAUGAUGCCAAAGUACAGAAGAGGCAUGGGAAAUAUGAAUCAGGGACCUGGCCGACCUCCAGCAUCAAUGAUGGGAGGGAUGCCAUCUAAUAUGGGUAUGAACAAUGCAAACGGCAGUGGUGGAUCCAAUAUGUAUGGGAGUGGUAUGCCAUAUCAAGGACAGGGCAAUUACAGGCCUCAGAUGACAAAUCGUCAGUACUGACCUUGACCUGAGUACAGAUCCAAAGACCACCUGAUGUGUUUAGUGUUUCACACAGCUAAGUCUUGGUUUAAGAAUGUUGUGGACAUUAAAAAAUCAUGCAUGAGGGGGGAGGGAGGGGGGUUUCUGUGAAUUUUUCCGCCUACCAGAAAUGGUGAUUUUAAUGUGUUUUAUUGUGCAAAUUAUGUAUUUAUAGAUGUGAAUGAUGUCCAUAAAAUUUCAUUUAAAUAAAAGAUCUGAGUAUAAAGGUAAGAUUUAAAUGACAGCUUUAAAAGUAUUGUAUGCGGUUAGUUAUACCUAGCCAAUGGGUAAGUCAAAGCAGGUCGUAAUUUUUGGAGAAAACUUGUAUCCAUGUCAUUGAAUGCUCAUCCAAUUUUGUCAUCUAUUACUUACAAUAAAUAUUGCAUAUCA